CUUGCUUCUCCUGUUUCCAUUCGGCGAUUCUCUUUUCUUCCUUUUUCCUUUCCUCUGUUCCCAUUGCUCCAAUCCCAUGGCUUCUUUUCUAUGCUUGAGGUUGAAACUGAGGAGAAAGCCGGUCCGGGUCGGGGAAUCCGGGUUCAAGAAGGACCCCGGUCCGACUAGAAUGACAAAGCAACAGAUUUCGAAGCUUACGAUGAGCUUUUCGAGGAAUCGGGUGAUUGCUUUCGGAGGUUUCAGCACAGUGUACCUCGGGAAGUUCCCAGAUUCCGGCGUGGCAGCCGUCAAGGUCAUCGACUCCGGCAGCAGCCACCGCCUGAGCGCCGUUUUCCGGCAGGAACUCCAAAUCCUGCAGAGGGUACAACACGAGAGUAUAGUGAGCGUUAUUGGGUACUGCGAUGAGGGUGAAGAAGGGGUUCUGGUUUUCCAGUACGCUGUGAAUGGAACGCUUCAUGAGAAUCUCCAUGGGAAAUGGGACUCUGUUCUUUCAUGGAAGCAGAGGAUGGGAAUUGCUUAUCAGCUGGCUCAAGCUCUGGAGUAUCUCCAUGAGAAGUGUGAUCCCCAGAUUGUUCAUGGCGACAUUAAAGCCUCGAAUGUGUUGUUGGAUUCUCAGUUUAAUUGCAAGUUGUGCGAUUUCGGGUCUGCGAAAAUGGGAUUUUCUUCCUCUGUUCAGCCGCCGUUAUCUGGGCCGGAGAUGAUCGAUGGCGGAGAUAGAGGGAGGAGGGAUAUUAAUGCGGCGACUCGUCCUAAAUGUGGAAGGCUCGCUACACGCAUGAUGAUGAUGGGUUCUCCGGGAUACACAGACCCACACUACUUGAGAACUGGAAUCGCAACCAAAAAGAGCGACAUAUACAGCUUCGGGGUCAUUCUUCUGGAACUGAUUACAGGUUUGGAAGCCAUUUCUUCCUCUGAUUGCAGUGAAAGACUGGUAUGUAAAGCAAAGGAAAUGCUAAAGGAUGAGUCCAAGGUUUCAGCAAUGGUGGAUCCGAGGCUGAAUGUAAGGAAUAAUAAUUUGGGAGUAGAAGUUGAAGCAGUGGCUUCCAUUGCAGCUAUGUGCCUUGUGGAUUGUCCAACCCUAAGGCCAUCUGCAUCUGAUAUAUUGGAAACCAUGAGAAUCAGAGUUCCCUCUGUUGGCUCUUUGUUCUCUAAAGAUAAAGGGACAGCUUGAUCCAGCAAGUUAGAGUCCUUCGUGUAUGCGCGGGAGGCGUGUACACGCUUAUUUUACACGUCACACAGGCAUUUCUGUAUAGUUUCUAUGGUUUUUUUGACGAUUAAGGGUGGACAUUUAUACAAACGUGUAGAAGGUGUGUACGAAAGAAAAAACCUAUUUGCAAUUAUUUAGCUGUACAUAGAUACACUAGCUCCAAUUCUUCUCUUCAUACUUCAUGUUUUCUACUUGAACAUGAAUUAGUUUAUUCAUCUCUUAUGGGGAUUUUUGGUUCA
Molecule: messenger RNA, 1446 nt
Organism: Cuscuta epithymum
Lineage: Eukaryota; Viridiplantae; Streptophyta; Magnoliopsida; Solanales; Convolvulaceae
Source: the annotation of a GenBank genome assembly